AUGGCGGAAUCUGUAGACACAAACAAUUCUCCAAUUAGCAAGAAAUCAACAGUAGGGCGUUCGAGAAAAGGGUGUAUGAGAGGGAAAGGAGGACCAGAAAAUGCGUUGUGUACAUUCAGAGGAGUAAGACAAAGGACAUGGGGCAAAUGGGUUGCUGAAAUAAGAGAACCAAAUCGCGGAGCCAGAAUUUGGUUAGGCACUUUCAACACCUCCCUCGAAGCCGCCCGAGCCUACGACGACGCCGCACGCCGCCUCUACGGCUCCGGCGCGAAGCUCAACCUCUCGGAAUCCGAACAACCUUCUAAUGAGAAUUUCAAUUCUGGGGAAAAUUGCAUAAUUGGCAGCGGGAAUGGGAAUGAAAGUAGUGGUGAGUGUUCUGUACUAGAGGAAGCAUCGAUAUUUAAAGAUGGGAAUGGGAAGUAUUUGGUGUGGGAGAAUCCGGCGCCGAGUUUGUUGGAUGAACAAUUGUCCACUGGUUUCAAUUGGAGUACUAAUGAAGCAGAAGAUAAUACUAAUUUUAGUUUUGAGGAAAAGGAGUUCUACGAUGAUUAUUUUAGUCCCAAGGAUUUUCUUUUCCAUGUGUAA
Messenger RNA from Nicotiana tabacum (common tobacco), 585 nucleotides. NCBI's taxonomy places the organism in Eukaryota, Viridiplantae, Streptophyta, Magnoliopsida, Solanales, Solanaceae. The record is from RefSeq and is a predicted model, not a curated record.